Molecule: messenger RNA, 810 nt
Organism: Drosophila rhopaloa
Lineage: Eukaryota; Metazoa; Arthropoda; Insecta; Diptera; Drosophilidae
Exons: 1
Coding region: 79-678 (199 amino acids)
Source: RefSeq, a predicted model, not a curated record
CAGUCUCGAGUGCGAUAUUGGCGAGUGUGAACGUGUUUACUUGGGCUUCGAUUGCAGGUGAACAAAGCCGACUUUACGAUGCCAAUUACGCGGCGGCUUUCCUGGCCGAAGCUGCUGUUUUUGUUUGUCUGGCUGUGCCUGGCAUUGGAUCGCAGUUAUGCGGCUCGAGUGUCCAGCGAUCUGUUUGUGUUUCCCUCCAAGCCCAAUGAGUCCAAGCCCAAUGACACCACCAUCCAAACGCGGUCCAGACUCGAAGAAAUCGCUCGGAUAAUGGCGCUGAUUAACACACCGAGUGAUGGCGUCUUGAUGCCCAAGGAAAUCAAGAAGGGCACGCCCAGAACCACGGAUAGCGAAAACGAGUCAGAGAAACCAGGAAAUACUCCUGUCGAAACCAGAAAUGUGACCGAACCCAACAGUAGUUCCUCAAAGCAGGAGAUCAACGUGAAAGAUACUCCAACCACUCCAAUGAAUGGAACCCAUCAAUCCAGCGAAUCAAAGAUGAUAACAUUCGGCAAAGAGUCGGAAGAGGAGAAGCCUGCUCCGUGGCACCAAACUGAAGCCACCAUUGCAUCCAAGCCAGGAAGUGUGGUGAUCGGACCCAGAAUUACCCUGGAAACCCUUCGCAUUUGUCCCGAAGGAACCACAUUGAGUAAUGACCACUGCCGCAAGAUUGCCUAGCAGCGUGUGGAAAUAUCAAUAAAGAUCUUAUGGCACUUAUAAGCCCACAUAAUUAAUUGAUUUUCUCAAAAGUCAAUGUAAAUUGUCAAAUAAACCUGUCGAUUGUUCCUUCAUGGAAUUUAUAUAAAAAUA